This is a messenger RNA of Magnusiomyces paraingens, 2637 nucleotides long. RefSeq lists its product as uncharacterized. NCBI's taxonomy places the organism in Eukaryota, Fungi, Ascomycota, Dipodascomycetes, Dipodascales, Dipodascaceae. The record is from RefSeq and is a predicted model, not a curated record. The transcript has a single exon. Bases 1 to 2637 code for a protein of 878 amino acids.
AUGGGAAAGUCUAAUAUCCGCAAGGCUUUUUCUCGAAAACAGCAGCAACAUGAAGAUAGUGACGCCACAAAAAGACACCCCUCUUCUGAAAGUUCCCCUAGCUCUGUAAAUUCAAACUCACCUGCCUUUUCUUCAGAUUCCUUUCUCAUCCCUCCUGGUCUUUUCUCUUCUAGACCUGGUUCUAAUGAUGCUCGUUCUCGUUCAGUUAGCGCUGCGCUCUCUGGGUCAUUGCAAAACCCUAACAUCCUCACCCUCAAUGAGUUUUUUGCCCCACAACCAGCAAGUAUCCAAGAAAGACCUUCUUCCAAUAUUUCAUCAACAUCCGCAACUUCUAGCACGGCAUCAGAUGCGUUUUUUGGAAAAGAUGCAAUUUAUAGUAAACGAUUUGAAUCAUCAAAUUAUCGCGUGCCUUCGAGCAGCAAUGAAAUAUUUGAAUUUGCCACAGGUUCUUUGGAACAAAAAGAGGGCGAAAUCAAUAAUAAAGCUAUUAGUUUAGUUGAAAGUCAAGAUAGUAUUGAACUCUGGGUGAACGGAAAACAAACAAAAUCUUACCAGAGCAAUACUGGUUCCUUUGUCAUUUACGACCCAAAUUCUGGCCCUCUUUUAUUUGAGAAGCUUUCUAUUUCAUUUCAUCAAAAAUUUGUCAAGUAUUUUGGUUCAGUUUUCGAUUUAAAAAAUAUUGCACAGGCAUUUCCCCAUCUCAAGUGUAUUUAUGGUGCCGAGUCCUGGAAAUCAUGUAUUGUCAUUAAUGGUUUGGUUCCAUACAAGGUUGACCAAGGCAAUAAGCGAGUCAUUCCAUUCCGUGUUUUCUGUAGCCCUCAUAAAUAUCGAUGGUUUCAGAAUAUCAGCGUUUCGGAAAUAUUUUUUAAAAUGCCUCUCUGUCUUUUGGAACCUCUUGUACCUCAUGCACUUUCGUCUAUUUCUCAUGCUUAUCCAUCGCUCCAGAUUAGCCAUUUCUCAUACACUGAUGAUGAUAACUGGCAAAUCGAUGAUUUGAAAGUUUUGCUAGAGGCACUGGAUGACUUUACAUCUAUUGAUAUAGCGAUGAACAUAUCAUUCAAAACUCAGCAUCUCAAAAAUAAUAAUUUGCUACUAAAUCUUCCAACAAAGGAGAAACUCAGGUCUCUUUCUUUAGGCCUAGAUAGAAAGUCGUUCUUGUAUAAGUUUGCUCCUGCUUGCUCAACCCACUUUAAGCUGUCAGAUUUUUAUAAUCUUGAAGAACUAUUUUUUAGACCCAACACCCAAAUUUCCUACAACCAGCACCGCGAGUUUAUGAUGGAUAUAGGAAAAAUGAAAAAAUUAAAUGUUUUUAGUACUUGCCUUGUGGUUAAUUUUGAAAAAAAGCGACUGAGACCAAUAAAUGAAAUAAUUAGCCCUAGGGGUCAAGAGUCAGAACGUGUGAAGUAUACGAAGGAGUCCCAAACUUCAGCACUUUUAAAAAUGGUGGAUAAUUUUAAUUUAAUUAAGCAGAAAUUAUUUGUUUUUAUGGUAUAUCUUGAAUCUGUUGGAAAUAUUGACGCUCAUGACUUUUCCAAUUCGGUUAUAGAUUUGUUUAAUGUUACGCAUUUUUCUUCAGCAAUCAAUGACUCUCCAUCAUCUCCCAUUAUUGAUAGAUUGCGAUUUAGUAAAAAGAUUUUGUCUUUAGAUCUUAAUGGUUGUUCUGUUGGAUACCCAAGACUGCCUGACUCAAUCACAAAACUGUCUCUAAAAAUAUCACCAAGUACUGCUUUAAAUGGUUACAGUCAGUUACUUAAAACCCACUUACCCCAUAUAAAAUCAGUUCGUCUGGUUACCACCAGCUAUUACCGGAAUUUUGAUAUCCGAAGCACUGAAGAAAAUGUUUCAUUUGUAAGAAGUUUGGGUGUUGUUUUACAGAAAAUGUCACAAAGCCACGAUUUGUUGAAACUUGUCAAUGACUGGUUAGAAAAAAAAGUAUUCACACCAGAGUUCAUGCUGUUGAAGAUGUUUGAUAUCUUGCAAAAAAAUAUUUACAGUCACUACUUCCAGGCUAUUUGUGACAUUCUUGUUCAGCCUAGCAAGAACUUGGUGGACUCUUUUAAAGAUUCUUUUGGAAACAAAAUUUUAGAAAAAGAACUUUCUUCUAUUCAAUUUUUCUCUUUUAUUGAGAUUUUUGUUUUGGCUUUGACAAGAUUUAAAGAGCUAGAAUACCUUGAAAUAGACGGUUUUGCUUUUUUUAACACCUCGCCAAGAUUUCAUUCAUAUUUUCUUAGAAACGAAUACCCGGAAAUGAUUCCAAAGAAUCUUAAGCAAAUCAAGUUCACUGGAACUGAUGUUUAUGCUACUGAAUUCACUGACAAGGAAUUCAAAAUGGUUGGCGGAUAUCUUUCUGAACUCCCUAUUUUGUUUCAUGGGUUUCCAAAAAAGUACUUUGCUUUAGGGGAAGCAAUAAAAGGCAAUCCAUGCUUAUUUAUUUUCGAUAUGGAAGUGAAAAAUAAUAAUCUCAUUCCUUGUUCCUUACUAAGAGAAAAAUAUCCGCUAAUGUUUUUCUCCGAAGCAUCUCAUGACAAAUUGUCAGAAAGAAAAGAUAUCCGCAUUGUAUCAAAGAGGAUUACCAGGCUUCCCGAAUCAUUUUUCGAAUGCAGAAAAACUAGCUUAUCUGAACAAGGGUGGGUUUGA